CAGUCCCCACGCGAGCGACCUAGGGCGAGAUGAGUAGCCGCCGCCGCCGCCGCCACGCCGGCUCGCCGGCGUCCGCGCCGCUGGACGACGACGACCUCCUCUGCGAGAUCCUGCUCCGCCUUCCCCCGGAGCCCUCCUCCCUCCCGCGCGCAUCCCUCGUCUGCAAGCGCUGGCGCCGCCUCGUCUCCUACCCCGGCUUCUUCCGCCGCUUCCGCCUCCACCACCGCCGCAACCCUUCCCUCCUCGGCUUCUUCGACAGGUUUAAUGGCCUCUCCUUCCUACCCACUCUGGGGGCCCCCAAUCGCGUCCCCCACGGGCGCUUCUCUUUCCACUGCGAUGACUUCGACAGCUGCUCUAUGUCCCUUGGAUGUCGCCAUGGCCUCAUGCUCAUCUUCCUUCGUAAGCGUCUCCAGGUCCUGGUGUGGGACCCCGUCACCGGCGACCAGCACCGCAUUGCCAUUCCCGCAGCGUUUGAUACGGAGAAAACCCUUAUCAACGGGGCGGUUCUUCGCGCCGCCGGAGAUGUCCAACACUUCCAGGUGGUGUUGGUAGCUGCAGAUGGUGACGACGAACAACACAUACAGGCGCUCGCCUGUGUUUACUCGUCAAAGACCGGCUUAUGGGGAAAUCUUGUCUCAACACCGAUUCCAUACCAGGCUUCUGAUAGUCCAUACCGUAUCCCCACCAUGGUUAAUACAGAUGACGCUGUGCUAGCUGGAGAUUCCCUUUACUGGAAGCUUACUGGGAAUAUGGUUGGAAUUCUUGAGUUUGAUUUGGAAAAGCAGAGUCUAGCUGUGAUAAGGAUGCCACUGGAUAUGUAUGGCCAGGGCAAGUGCUUCACGGUUAUGCGGGCCGAGGGUGGUGGGCUGGGUCUCCUCGUUGUGUCGAACUCUGACUACACCGCCCAGUUAUGGAAGAGGAAGAUCGAUUGUGAUGGUGGUGCUUCAUGGGGGCUUGCACGAACUAUUGAACUGGACAAGCUACUUCCCAUAAAACCGGAGGAGAAAGGGCUUCUAGUGAUACUAGGGUUUGCUGAGCAGAAUAAUGUGGUGUUUCUGUGGACAGUUAUCGGUGUAUUGAUGAUCCAGCUUGAGUCAUUGGAGUUCAAGAAUCUUUAUAAAACCAUGAUCUUUUCUUACUACCAUCCAUUUGAAAGUGUCUACAGUGCAGGAACAUCUGUUUCUGGUGGACGCGACAGGGCUGAGCUUUUGGUCAAUAAAUAAGAUGAUUGUCCGUUGGAUAUGCUGUUUGAUCUACUAAUUGAGCAGGUAUCUAGAGCUACAUUCUGGUGACUGAGAUGAAGAAGAAAUGGGUUGUUGGCUGUAGGCAGGGAUCAGGCUCUUGUAUUUUGUAUGUUGGACCUUCAGAUUGACUCUCUAUGUAGCAUGCACCGGUCUGUACUCUGCUGUGAAGUGCACCUGUAGGAAUUAAUUGCUUAAUUUGACAACCUGCGUCGAUUAUCUAGUUUCUGUAUGCAUCAGUCAGCUGGCAUGUUGGUUGAUGGCACAUUUACUUGCUUCGGUUACCCUGCGUUUCAUUUAACCUGCUCUAUCUAUGCUUUUCAAGCAA
Messenger RNA from Triticum dicoccoides, 1569 nucleotides. RefSeq lists its product as uncharacterized. The transcript is spliced from 3 exons. The record is from RefSeq and is a predicted model, not a curated record. NCBI's taxonomy places the organism in Eukaryota, Viridiplantae, Streptophyta, Magnoliopsida, Poales, Poaceae. Gene Ontology annotation, molecular function: protein binding. The coding region runs from base 30 to 1223 and encodes 397 amino acids.